UGUGUUAGUAGACAUUGUACCUAAAUAUCCCAGACGAGUACGAAAAAGACGGGAAUAUAGGCAUGAUGCAUCUGCAUCGUUGGAAAAGCCAAGCAAUCUAUUAAAACGCAAAGUGAGAAACUGGAUGUGUGUGUUGGUGUGUUGGAGCCAGUGGAACAGUGGAAGAGAACAACACCAGGGGUAACGAGGGGUCCGUUAACCCGUAAAAAAUCUAAGCUAAAAAUUUACCUUUUUUUUUAGUCAAUAUUAUUUAAAAAAAAUCUUCGUUGAUAAAAUCUAAGUAACAAAUAAAAUAAUGUAAAAAGUGCUUAUAUAUUUUAAUAUCGAAUUUAAAAGUAUAGUCUGGAGUCUGAGUAUAGUGGUGAGGCCGUUAGAUUUUUCAGUGUGUACAUGUCAAGUGUUGGCUGUGUGUACUGUGUAACUGUGUGUGUAACUGUGCAGAGUAUUAAGAAUAAAGUAUAUUGCUGGCUGGCUUGCUAACUUACUAAAAAAUCUUCGGAUAACGUGUUUUUUUUUUUUAUUUUAUUUUACUUUUUUAAUCCAAGCUAAAUAUUGGUCAUGCUUCAAUUACCUUCGGAAUAUUGUCGACAAAGAAAAUUGCUGUAAUUAUCAAGAAGAAAUAAAAUAAAAUAAUAUUAACAAUAAUUAUUAUUAUAAAUAAUAAUAAUAAUAAUAAUAAUAAUAAAUUGAGAAAAAGUUAACAAAAGGAGUGAAUAUAAAUAAACAUGUCAAGUCACCGAGGAAGCGGAGGCAGCCAUCAAGCUGGACCACCUGGACUGAAGCAAAUAGACUUGGACCAGAUCUGGGGAGAUCUUAGAGAAGGAAUCGAGCAAGUGUACAACCGACAGUGCAUGUCCAAGCCUCGGUACAUAGAGCUGUACACUCAUGUCUACAACUACUGCACCAGUGUCCACCAGCAGGUCAGCAGAACGUCUACAAAGCUCAAAAAGGGACACGCUUCGGGUGGUGCUCAGCUCGUUGGACUGGAGCUGUACAAACGCCUGAGAGACUUUCUGAGGAAUUAUUUGAUCAGUUUGUUAAAACAUGGCAUUGAUCUGAUGGAUGAAGAUGUCUUGCAAUUCUACACUCGCCAGUGGGAAGAGUAUCAGUUUAGCAGCAAGGUUCUUAAUGGAGUCUGUGCGUAUUUAAAUCGCCACUGGGUUCGCAGGGAGUGCGAGGAAGGCAGGAAAGGAAUUUAUGAGAUUUAUCAGCUUGCUCUUGUUACUUGGAGGGAUAAUUUGUUUAAGCAUCUUAAUAGACAGGUUACAAAUGCAGUAUUGAAAUUAAUCGAACGAGAACGCAACGGUGAAACAAUAAACACACGUUUAGUAAGCGGCGUAAUAAACUGUUACGUAGAGCUGGGUCUUAACGAAGAGGAUCCAUCAGCCAAGGGCCAAAAUCUGACAGUAUACAAAGAUUCAUUUGAGAAUGUAUUUCUGGAGGACACUGAGCGCUUCUACACCCGGGAGAGUGUCGAGUUCCUGCGCCAAAACCCAGUAACAGAGUACAUGAAGAAAGCCGAGCAGAGACUGUCGGAAGAGCAGAAGCGCGUGCAAGUGUAUCUCCAUCAGACGACGAACGAGCGGCUGGCUAAGACAUGCGAGCGCGUGUUGAUAGAAAAACACCUGGACAUAUUUCACGCAGAGUUCCAGAAUUUGCUGGACUCUGACAAAAAUCCCGAUCUGGGCAGAAUGUAUUUAUUGGUCGCGAGGAUACCCAAUGGGCUUGGAGAGCUCCGUAAUUUAUUGGAGUGUCACAUUGCCAAUCAAGGUCUGGCAGCUAUUGACAAGUGCGGUGACACUGCAGCUAAUGAUCCAAAAAUUUAUGUUAAUACUAUUUUAGAAGUACACAAAAAAUACAAUGCACUUGUUUUAGUCGCGUUUAAUAAUGACAGCGGAUUCGUCGCUGCUCUGGAUAAAGCUUGCGGAAGAUUUAUAAAUAGUAAUUCAGUGACCAGAGCUGCUAACAGCAGCAGCAAGUCUCCGGAGUUGUUGGCCAAGUACUGCGACUUGCUGUUGAAAAAAAGCAGCAAAAAUCCAGAAGAAGCUGAGCUUGAGGACACGUUGAACCAGGUCAUGGUUGUGUUUAAGUACAUUGAAGACAAGGAUGUCUUCCAGAAAUUCUACAGCAAGAUGCUGGCCAAGAGGCUCGUGCAGCACAUGUCUGCCAGCGAUGAUGCUGAAGCUUCUAUGAUUUCCAAGUUGAAGCAGGCUUGCGGGUUCGAAUACACUUCUAAACUCCAGAGGAUGUUCCAGGAUAUUGGCGUGUCCAAGGAUCUCAAUGAGGCUUUCAAGAGACAUCUCACUAAUUCUGCUGAACCGCUGGAUAUUGAUUUUAGCAUUCAGGUUCUGUCGUCUGGGUCUUGGCCUUUUCAGCAAUCUUUCACUUUCUCGCUGCCGACUGAGCUGGAGCGCUCGGUCCAUAGAUUUACAACAUUCUACAGCUCCCAACACAGCGGUCGAAAAUUAAACUGGCUUUACAACAUGUCCAAGGGAGAGCUGCACACUAAUUGUUUCAAGAACAGAUAUACUUUGCAGGCAUCAACGUUUCAAAUGGCGGUAUUGUUGCAAUACAAUGCAGCAACCUCAUGGACAAUUCAGCAGCUUCACGACGCUACUCAAAUUAAAAUGGACUUUUUGUUACAAGUCAUUCAAAUACUGUUAAAAGCUAAGCUACUAACUGCUCCCGUUGACGAUGAGGCUGAACUUACUCCACUGUCAUCUGUUGAAUUAUUCACCGGCUACAAAAAUAAAAAAUUACGAGUUAAUAUUAACAUACCAAUGAAGACGGAGCUUAAAAUUGAACAGGAAACAACACAUAAACACAUUGAAGAAGACAGGAAGUUACUGAUCCAAGCAGCUAUUGUACGGAUCAUGAAGAUGCGGAAAGUAUUGAAACAUCAACAGCUUGUUGCUGAAGUAUUAAAUCAAUUGAGUUCAAGAUUCAAACCGAGAGUACAUGUUAUUAAAAAAUGUAUAGAUAUUUUGAUUGAAAAAGAGUAUCUGGAACGGACCGAAGGACAAAAGGACACCUACAGUUAUUUGGCAUGAUUUAUUACUACUAUUAUUGUUUGUUUAAAUCAACAACGAUUAAAAACAAUAACUAAAAUAAUA
Molecule: messenger RNA, 3113 nt
Organism: Cotesia glomerata
Lineage: Eukaryota; Metazoa; Arthropoda; Insecta; Hymenoptera; Braconidae
Gene: Cul1
Product: cullin-1-like
Exons: 6
Coding region: 726-3050 (774 amino acids)
Biological process (GO): protein ubiquitination; SCF-dependent proteasomal ubiquitin-dependent protein catabolic process
Cellular component (GO): SCF ubiquitin ligase complex
Molecular function (GO): ubiquitin protein ligase binding
Source: RefSeq, a predicted model, not a curated record